Paramuricea clavata is the source of this 390-nucleotide messenger RNA. Lineage: Eukaryota; Metazoa; Cnidaria; Anthozoa; Malacalcyonacea; Plexauridae. The record is from the annotation of a GenBank genome assembly.
AAACCUAAAAAUCUAAAAUCUAAAAGUCAAGAACCUGAAAAUCAAAAACCUGAAAAUCAAGAACCUGAAAAUCAAGAACCUGAAAAUCAACAACCUGAAAAUCAAGAACCUGAGAAUCACGAACCUGAAAAUCACGAACCUGAAAAUGAAGAACCUGAAAAUGAAGAACCUGAAAAUGAAGAACCUGAAAAUGAAGAACCUGAAAAUGAAGAACCUGAAAAUGAAGAACCUGAAAAUCACGAACCGAAAAAUCACGAACCGGAAAAUGUAGUAUUGUAUAAUAUCCGCAUAUACAAUUAUUUCAUAUUUAUUACAGUAAUACACCAGGCACAUUAUAAAUAUUAUAAAGAGCUUUCAUUACCAGUAGCUUUGCAGCUUGAUCUAUCCUAA